ACAUCCAGAGAAGCCCCCACCGCCCCACCCCAGGUACAAUGACAGACAGAACGUCUCAGAUGAGAUUUAGGGGAGGAGUAUGACAGAUUUGAGAGCRCGGGGAGGGUCAGAGGCAGGGGUCUGGCACAAAGAAAUUGUGGGGACAGCCAGUGCUWAAAGGAGGCAAGCACUCAUGUGAAGCUCGGAGGAAUUCAAGGAUAAACGACAGAGAAGAAAGGGAUCAGAGGCAGACUGGUCCAGCAGCCCCCCGCCCAAAACUGGACUUCAGCAUGGGUGUGAAGAGAAGGGCUGCUGCUGCUAUCUUGGUCCUGCUCCUGUUCCUCGGCACACUGUGGUUCUACGGAGGUUUGGAUUACCACUGGGAUUCUUGUUUGAAAGGUUACAAUCAUGCUAACAAAGCCCACCAGCUGUCCAACAGCAGCAGACCAGAGGUGUCCAAGGACCCCCCUGUCCUCUCCAUUUGCCCUGGCCAGAACUUCCAGUUGUCUGUGCUGAUCUCUCACCUACUGGAUGCUCCGGAUCACACCUCUGACACGUUGUUGCAGCCGUACCUGUCCAGCUGGGAUGAGCUUGUGAAGUUCAUGGAUUCUCUGGGCCCGAUGGUGAGUCUGAUAUCAAAKGAGAUAGAAAGCAAGACCUCAAUAAUCCGUCAGCUGGCCCUGCUGUCUGAGGAGGGCCCUGACGCUGAGUUUCAGCCAAACGUGAAUUCAAAAAACUCUGUGAAGCCACAAACCCCGCAGCACACGGGCGCCUACCGCUCUGUGCACUCCAUGAUCAGGGCAGAGCUGGACGGAGCCGUGGUCAACUUCCACCACCAGACGGACUCCGGAUGCCGGACUCUCCUGAGGCUGCAUCGAGCUCUGCUGUGGCUGAAGCUCUUCUUGCAGAAGCUGGCUGAGACGAAUGGGGGCGGCCGCCUCAGGAGCCCCUCGGAGCUGUGCCGGGAGGCCUAYCAGAGCACGCUCGCUCAGCACCAUACCUGGUUCGUCCGCAGAGCUGCCGAGCUGGCCUUCAUCGCCAUGCCUGAGCGGGGGUUCUUCUUCAAGCUGGUGUGCGUGCAUAACCAGGAGGAGCUGAGCAGGGUGCUGAACAGAGCGGUGGCGGCCAUCGGGGAGGUUUAUGACAGGACUCAGAGGGCCUUAGAGGAAAAUGGCAUGCUGGAUUUGCCUUAAAGAGGAUUCUAAAUUCACCUUCUGCUGCUGCUCUAACUUAUUUUGUAGUGAACCCUUGGAUCUUUGGAAAAAUGAACUGGAUCAACACAUUUCCUACAAACAUGGCUGUCAAAUACAAGGCUAGACUGUAAACUUUGUCCUCCUGACCAAACUGAGUCCUCUUUAAAGACAAGUUAAAGAUUCUGACAAUGRUAUAGGCCAGGGGUGUCAAAMUCACUUUCACCAAGGGCCACAUCAACAWUAUGUUGGCCCUCAAAGGGUCRRUUGUAAUUACUUCAAGGUUUCAUGUUUAACUUCAAUUAAAUGCAAAACAUCAUGUUCCUCAUCUCAUCACURAGACUGAGCACGACUAAAAAUCAAUAACUGAGCUCUACAUGGUAUUUCCUCCAUAGAAACARWGUUUUAACACRUCUUCUUAUAAACACUGAAAAGUACAUGUACAACUGGAUAAAUGUGAAAUGCUGAGUAGCUCCAUUCUGAACUCUCACACUUUCCAACAGGGAAUUCCCACUGGAGGGGCAUUCCAGUUUAAAUUUGUACCUUGUAAGUGAAAUUCCCAUUCUCCAGUCUGGRCCACAGCAAAAGUAGUCGACAAAAAUGUAGUGAAAUUGAAAUUUACAUGGCUACUUUUGAACCCYGUGUACCUCCACCUGGURGCAUGUUGGUGUUUUGCAGGUAAAAUUAUCAACAUGCAUUAUGGGAGAUGUAGUUAAUGCUGGCUUUAAAGUAGCAUACACUUAUUUUAAGACAUUAUUACAUCGUUAAAUCAGGCCACAUGAAAUACAAUGGUGGGUUACAUUUGGCCCACGGGCCUUGAGUUUGACACCYGAUGUAGGCUGUGAAUUAUUUAACRUGAUGGUUCCGAUAUUUUGAAGUGGGGUUCUGGGAAAAACAUAAGCAUUUAGUAUCUUAACUAUUUUUAGGGAUUUUUUUUUCCUACUUUGGAGAAAUAGUGUUAUUUUGACCAGCUUAAUGUUCUAAAUGCGAGAGUUUAAACCAAAGUGGAUUUGAAGUUAAUGUAAAAAGCUUAUAAACCUUUAAAUUAUUGUUGUGUUUGCACUACAUUAUCUACAACAGAGAGGAUGUUAAUUAUGUGUUCCCUUUCCAAAGAAGCCUCCUUUAAUGCUCUGAUGUGACUUGUGGGCACAGUAACUUAAAAUCAUACCAUAUACAUCACCAGAAAGGUAGUUUUUCUUUGCUGAAUCCAGGAUGUCUCAUGUUUUUGUGCCUGCCAAAUGUGACUUUUUUUAAAUGAAAUGUAUUCCAUGAUUAAGUGUAAUUCAUUCCUCUUGGUUUAGUGUUCUACCUCAGACCUGUCUCAGUCCUGGUGUGUUAGUGUUUAAAGUACAACAAGACCAAUUGUUUGUAAUUAAAGUGGCAUUAAAGAAAGUGUGCUGAACAAAACACAUAACACAGUGUUUCAGUAAACACACUGUGAGUCUUAAUUGGACAGUUUUGCACAUCAGUUAAACAUUUUGUAUCAAGUUCAGAAUAAUUACAUAUCUCAUUGGAUUAUAAAUUUGUCUUUUUUUCA
Molecule: messenger RNA, 2706 nt
Organism: Austrofundulus limnaeus
Lineage: Eukaryota; Metazoa; Chordata; Actinopteri; Cyprinodontiformes; Rivulidae
Gene: gltpd2b
Product: glycolipid transfer protein domain containing 2b
Exons: 4
Coding region: 270-1172 (300 amino acids)
Biological process (GO): intermembrane lipid transfer; ceramide transport
Cellular component (GO): membrane; cytoplasm; cytosol
Molecular function (GO): ceramide 1-phosphate transfer activity; ceramide 1-phosphate binding
Source: RefSeq, a predicted model, not a curated record